This is a messenger RNA of Tupaia belangeri chinensis (Chinese tree shrew), 4272 nucleotides long. RefSeq names its product tumor protein p53 binding protein 2 (gene TP53BP2). Gene Ontology annotation, cellular component: nucleus. The record is from RefSeq and is a predicted model, not a curated record. The transcript is spliced from 19 exons. The coding region runs from base 157 to 3558 and encodes 1133 amino acids. Gene Ontology annotation, molecular function: p53 binding. NCBI's taxonomy places the organism in Eukaryota, Metazoa, Chordata, Mammalia, Scandentia, Tupaiidae. Gene Ontology annotation, biological process: regulation of apoptotic process.
GGGGCGCCCGGACCCGCGAGGAGGUUCGACACCGCCGCCGCCUAGCAACAGGUCCGCCGCCGGCCGGGCGGCCUUGCGCCCCGCUCUCGUGCCCUCGGUUCGCGACCCUCUGGGCGCCUCCACUCGGCCCGGGCCGCGGUCUGGCCACCCGCUUCGAUGCGGUUCGGGUCCACCAUGAUGCCGAUGUUUCUUACAGUGUACCUGAGUAACAAUGAGCAGCACUUCACAGAAGUUCCAGUCACUACAGAAACAAUAUGCAGAGAUGUGGUGGAUCUGUGCAAAGAACCCGGAGAGAGUGAUUGCCAUUUGGCUGAAGUGUGGUGCGGCUCUGAACGUCCAGUUGCCGAUAAUGAGCGAAUGUUUGAUAUUCUUCAAAGAUUUGGAAGUCAGAGGAAUGAAGUCCGUUUCUUUCUUCGUCAUGAACGCCCCCCUAACAGGGACAUUGUGAGUGGACCAAGGUCUCAGGAUCCAAGUUUAAAAAGAAACGGUGUAAAAGUUUCUGGUGAACAUCGAAGAAAGGAGAAUGGCGUUAAUAGUCCUAGGAUGGAUCUGACUCUUGCUGAACUUCAGGAAAUGGCAUCUCGCCAGCAGCAGCAGAUUGAGGCCCAGCAACAAAUGCUGUCUAAUAAGGAACAACGCUUAAAGUUUUUAAAGCAACAAGAUCAGCGUCAACAACAACAAGCUGCUGAGCAGGAGAAGCUUAAGAGGCUGAAAGAAAUAGCUGAGAGUCAGGAAGCUAAGCUAAGAAAAGUGAGAGCACUUAAAGGCCACGUGGAACAGAAGAGGCUCAGCAAUGGGAAACUUGUGGAGGAGAUUGAGCAGAUGAAUAGUUUGUUCCAGCAAAAACAGAGGGAGCUCGUUCUGGCUGUCUCAAAAGUUGAGGAACUUACGAGACAACUAGAGAUGCUCAAGAACGGCAGGAUAGAUGGCCACCAUGACAACCAGUCUGCAGUGGCUGAGCUUGAUCGCCUCUACAAGGAGCUGCAGUUAAGAAACAAAUUUAAUCAAGAGCAAAAUGCCAAGCUACAACAACAGAGGGAGUGUUUGAAUAAGCGGAAUUCAGAAGUGGCAGUCAUGGAUAAGCGUGUUAAUGAGCUGAGGGACCGGCUGUGGAAGAAGAAGGCGGCGCUGCAGCAGAAAGAGAACCUACCAGUUUCAUCUGACGGAAAUUUACCCCAGCAAGCGGGAUCUGCCCCGAGCCGCGUGGCUGCAGUAGGUCCCUACAUCCAGUCGUCUACUAUGCCACGGAUGCCCUCAAGGCCCGAACUUUUGGUGAAGCCGGCCCUGCCUGAUGGUUCUGUGGGCAUGCAGGCUUCAGAGGGGCCGAUGAAGAUACAGACACUGCCAAAUAUGCGAUCUGGGGCCGCUUCACAAGUGAAAGGCUCUAAAAUUCACCUGGUGGGCCCUGACUGGAGUCCUUCAAAUGCAGAUCUUUUCCCAAGCCAGGGCUCUCCUUCUGUACCUCAAAGUGCUGGGACUGCUCUGGACCAAGUUGACGAUGGGGAGGUUCCACUGAGGGAGAAAGAGAAGAAAGUCCGUCCCUUUUCAAUGUUUGACACAGUAGACCAGUCUGCUGCUCCGCCUGCCUUUGGUGCUCUGAGGAAAAACCAGAGCAGUGAAGAUAUCUUGAGGGAUGCUCAGGCCACAAAUAAAAACGUGACUAAAGUACCACCUCCUGUUCCUACAAAACCCAAACAGAUUAAUCUGCCUUAUUUUGGACAAACUAAUCAGUCACCUUCAGACAUGAAGCCAGAUGGAAAUCCGCAGCAAUUGUCAGCAGCUGCUCCGUCCACAGGAAAUAUACCCAAAGCAACAGGGCAGCCGCCGAGGGUGCUGCUGUCUCCCAGCGUACCUUUAGCUGGCCAAGACCAAACCCUUUCUCCAGGCUCUAAGCAAGAGAGUCCACCUGCCGUCGCCGUCCGGCCCUUUACUCCUCAGCCUUCCAAAGACACCCUCCUUCCACCGUUCAGGAAACCCCAGACUGUGGCAGCAAGCUCCAUAUAUUCCAUGUACACACAGCAUCAGGCUCCAGGAAAAAACUUCCAGCAGGCUGUACAGAGUGCACUGACCAAGACACAUACCAGAGGCCCGCAUUUUUCAAGUGUGUAUGGCAAGCCUGUGAUUGCUACUGCACAAAAUCAACAGCACCCUGAAAAUGUUUAUUCUAAUAGCCCAGGCAAGCCUGGUAGUCCAGAACCUGAAACAGAACCUGUAUCUUCAGCUCAGGAGAACCAUGAAAAUGAAAGAAUUCCUCGACCACUGAGCCCAACCAAAUUACUGCCUUUCUUAUCUAACCCUUACCGAAAUCAGAGUGAUGCUGACUUAGAAGCCCUGCGAAAGAAACUGUCUAAUGCACCAAGACCACUAAAGAAACGCAGCUCUAUUACAGAGCCAGAGGGGCCUAAUGGGCCAAAUAUUCAGAAACUUCUGUAUCAGAGGACCACCCUAGCCGCCAUGGAGACCAUCUCUGUCCCAUCAUAUCCAUCUAAGUCAACUACAGUGACUGCCAGCUCAGACAGCCCAACAGAAAUCCAGAAUCCAUAUUUACAUGUGGAACCAGAGAAGGAGGUGAUCUCCAUGGCUCCUGAGCCAUCGUCCCCAGAGGAUGUGGGGGGUGCCCAUACAGAGAACAGUGACAUGCCAGCUCAUUCUCCUAGCCUUGAUUUUGUACCUGAAGGAGUCCCAGACAAUAGCCCAAAUCUCCAGAAUAACGCAGAAGAACCAAAUCCAGAGGCACCCCACCUGCUGGAAGUGUAUCUGGAGGAGUAUCCCCCGUACCCACCCCCGCCAUACCCUUCCGGGGAGCCUGAGGGGCCUGGAGAAGACGCCGUGAGCAUGCGCCCACCGGAAGUCACCGGGCAGGUCUCUCUGCCUCCUGGCAAAAGGACAAACUUGCGUAAAACUGGGUCAGAAAGGAUUGCUCAUGGAAUGAGGGUGAAAUUCAACCCACUGGCUUUACUUCUAGAUUCAUCUUUGGAGGGAGAGUUCGACCUUGUCCAGAGGAUUAUCUAUGAGGUUGAUGACCCCAGCCUGCCCAAUGACGAAGGCAUCACAGCUCUGCACAACGCCGUGUGUGCAGGCCACACAGAGAUCGUCAAGUUCCUCGUACAGUUCGGUGUGAACGUAAAUGCUGCUGAUAGUGAUGGAUGGACUCCGUUACAUUGCGCUGCCUCGUGUAACAACGUCCAGGUGUGUAAGUUUUUGGUGGAGUCGGGAGCUGCUGUGUUCGCCAUGACCUACAGCGACAUGCAGACUGCCGCGGACAAGUGCGAGGAGAUGGAAGAAGGCUACACUCAGUGCUCCCAGUUUCUCUAUGGCGUUCAGGAGAAAAUGGGCAUAAUGAAUAAAGGAGUCAUUUAUGCACUUUGGGAUUAUGAACCUCAGAAUGAUGAUGAGCUGCCCAUGAAAGAAGGAGACUGCAUGACGGUCGUCCGCAGGGAGGACGAGGAUGAGAUCGAGUGGUGGUGGGCACGCCUUCAUGACAAGGAGGGAUAUGUUCCACGCAACCUGCUGGGACUAUACCCAAGAAUUAAACCAAGACAAAGGAGCUUGGCUUGAAACUUUAUAGAAUUUCAGCUAAUGAAGAAUUAAUCUGUGCUGUCACUAAGAAGUAAUGUGAUCAUUCAUGGCAAAACUUUCGUAAGACUUAUUUUAAUGACAAUGUAGUUGGAAAGUGUUGAAUGUGCUCUGGAAGAAAAUGAAGGACAGAAGAAGUCGCUCUUAGAGGAGGGCAUUCAGCAUGAUGCAGUGGACCUUACAAGUAAGCAGGACACGCCGCGUGGGCAGGUGAGCCAUGGAGCACCCGGAAAGGCAAACAGCGACAAUCCUGUGUUCUGCGAGAUAGAGGACCAUUUCUGGGACUGUUGGGAAACCAGCUUCCACACUGCCUGGGGGCUGUUGCAGCACCUGUGGGGUAGCAGCCCCCUUGCCUGAGGGGACCAGCGCCAUCAAGGAUAAUCACAUCUGAUGGUCUCUCAGCAGCUCAGGGGAAGGCUCAGAGGUGUGUCAUGCACUUGUCUUUUCAGUGAAGAACUGUUCGUCGGCUCUCAGUAAGCAGUAACUAUGAAUUCUUCUAGCAUCUUAAUUACAUUGACACUAAGCAACACUACAGGUAAUUUGAUUUAGAAUCUUGUUUUUAGGCUAAAUUUGAAUUUAUAUUUAUUGUCUUUUUGUAUUUUGGGAAUUAGAUACUUGUUAUAGACUUACCCAUGUUUGUCAAGAUCAUAGCUGACUUUACAACAAUUGUAAUAAAUUUAAACUUUUUGACUUUGA